CAAAUUUUUAGGAAGAAUUUCGGGAAGAGACGUCGCAAGAGGAAUUCCGGGAAGAAGAAGGAACUAAAGAUGACGAUGAUUUGGAAGAAAUGAAUCAUGCGCAGAUUUCGGCUGGAUCUUCAACAUCAGACCCAACAAAGCAGGCUGUUCCGAAGAAACGAAGCAGGACCAGCACAAAAAAAAACCAGAAUGACUUCAUAACUUAUUGCAAGCGUCAAUUAGAGAAAAAUGAUUCACUGGAUGAAUAUGAUGCGGCAGCAAUUUCCUGGGCCAAAAAGUUAAAAAGAAUGAACCCAAUGCAAGCCAUAUAUGCAGAUAUGCAUAUAAACAGAAUUGUCAACUUGGGACUACUCAACCAGUUAACCAAUAAUAUAGAUUUUCCGCCCCAGUCCCCAAUUUUUUCCUCUCUCAGUUCGCACAGUGGUGAAACGUCAAAUUUACCAUAUUCUGUCCAAGUUCAUCCACCAGAUGGCACAUCAGAUUCAUCACAGCCAAUACAACCAUCGGGUAUCGCAACUUAUUAUUCAGAGGCUGGUGAAACAAUUCUCACUUUGUAAAGAUUACGGUGGAAUUAGGUUGGUUGUUUAUAUUUAUCGAAUGAUCUGUUGAAUUUUUUGUGAUAUGAGAGUUUUAAAAAUUAGAGUUGAGUUAAGUUUGUUGUUUAUCGAAUUACAUGUUUAAGUGUUGUUGUGGAAAUGAUGUAUUAAUUUUUUAUGAUAAAUUAUGCUUACCUUCA
Coccinella septempunctata (seven-spotted ladybird) is the source of this 736-nucleotide messenger RNA. RefSeq lists its product as uncharacterized. The record is from RefSeq and is a predicted model, not a curated record. The transcript is spliced from 2 exons. Lineage: Eukaryota; Metazoa; Arthropoda; Insecta; Coleoptera; Coccinellidae. The coding region runs from base 90 to 557 and encodes 155 amino acids.